AGUGCGAUCGGAUCUGUCGGUCAAUUCACCAUUAAUUCAAAUACGAAUCAAUUUAUCAAAGAUGGCCAACCAUUCCGUUACGUCUCGGGAGCUCUUCAUUACUUCAAAGUGCCGGCAGUUCUUUGGUUGGAUCGGAUGGUCAAGUAUAAGAUGGCGGGACUUAAUGUCAUACAAACGUACAAUAUAAAACUAUGGUUUGUCUCGUAUUUUGACAGUUAUAUUGAGUGGACAUUUCAUGAGCCCGAAGAGGGAGUCUUUCGCUUUGAUGGCGACUACGAUAUCAUUAAAUACUUACAAACGGCUCACGAUUUGGGACUUUUAAUUAACCUGAGGACCGGUCCGUAUAUCGACGCGGAGAGGGAUUUGGGAGGACUUCCGUAUUGGCUGUUGUCUAAAAACCCAAAAAUGAAAUUAAGGACAUCUGAUCCGACAUAUCUGUCAGCUGUGGACAAAUGGUUUUCAUUAUUGUUGCCAAAGUUGGCGCCCAUGUUAUACAUCAACGGCGGACCCGUUAUUAUGGUUCAGAUAGAGAAUGAAUACGGAAGUUAUAACGCCUGUGAUUUUGAAUACGUCGACCAUUUGAGGGACUUUCAUAUCAAACACUUCGGCCGUGAAGUCCAACUCUUCACUACCGACGGAAACGCCGACUACUUUUUAAAGUGCGGCAAAAUAGACGGCGUGUUUGCAACCAUUGACUUCGGCCCCGGCAGUGAUAUUGUCCAGUCGUUUGCGGCCCAACGCGCGCACCAACAGUUCGGUCCGUACGUCAACUCCGAGUACUACACGGGUUGGAUAGACCACUGGGAAGAGCCCCACUCAACAGUUGGUUCAGCACAGGUGGCCAACACUUUGGAUAAGAUGUUGGCUUUUAAUGCUUCCCUCAAUCUUUAUCCUCUUUGUGGGGGCACGAGCUUCGGGUUUGGCGCCGGCGCUAAUCAGGGCGAUGGCGGACAAUAUAUCCCAUGUAUUACUAGUUAUGAUUUUAACGCUCCGCUCACCGAAUCAGGAGAUCCGACACAGAAGUACUUCGAUGUCCGCAAAGUUAUCGGAAAAUACUUACCCCUCCCUAACGGCACAUUACCGGCACCGGCGCCUAAAAUGGAGACCAAACCUAUUGUCAUGAAACCAGUGCUCAAUAUAUACGAUAUUAUCAAAUCUCAAACACCCAUUGAGUCGACAUUUCCGAUGACUUUCGAAGAAUUGCGAGUUAGAGACGGGUUUAUACUCUACUCCACAAACAUUGCAUUCAUUCCUUCAGAUCCGGCAGUUUUGACGGUUAAGGGACUCAAAGAUAGGGCUCAAGUGUUUGUUAAUAAAGUAUAUAAUAGUCUAAAGAGUAGUGAAAAGUUGAUUAAUAAAUUAAAAUAUGCGGGAACUUUGAGUCGGACUCGAAAUCUGUUUACAAUAGGUUUGGAUAUAGAGUUUGGAUCACAACUGGAUUUGUUAGUCGAAAAUCAGGGAAGACUUUGUUAUGGAAAUGUUUUCGGAGAAUCAAAGUUUUUUAUAAAUUUACUAAAUAAUAAAUUUGUAAACCUAAAGGGCAUCACAUCUAACGUGACAAUUGGUCCGCAACUUUUAAAGAAUUGGAAACAUUAUUUGUUAUUUAAGAAUUGGACCGAAAAUGUGGCAUAUAUUCAGUAUUAUUCAGAUAUUUAUUCUUCAAAUCAAUUGCCGAUCAAAAAGAGUUCAUUUGAAAGGAUUCCUGGAUUUUAUUUCUCUGAAUUUGUUUUGUCUGACAAUAAGGACUACCCUUUGGAUACAUUCCUACGUUUGGACGGUUGGCGUAAAGGACUGGCAUUUCUCAAUGGUUUCAAUUUAGGCCGUUAUUGGACUGUUGGCCCACAACUCACUCUCUAUACACCCAAACACCUCUUCAAUGCAUUCCCGAAACCAAACAAAUUAAUUGUCUUUGAAUUGGAAAAUACGGCAAACGAUAGAAGCGUUCAAUUCGUUAAACAAAGUGUUUUGAAUGCAACCACUCCUUAUGAUUAA
Molecule: messenger RNA, 1992 nt
Organism: Medioppia subpectinata
Lineage: Eukaryota; Metazoa; Arthropoda; Arachnida; Sarcoptiformes; Oppiidae
Source: the annotation of a GenBank genome assembly